GUCAUCAGCACCGUCGAAUUCGAUUACUCACCAAUCGCCUCGUUGCGUGCUCGAUUGGUUGAAUUCAGAGUUCUCCGAUGAAGAGAAAGAAGAAGAUGAAUCGAGGUUGGAAUACGAAAUUCGAGCUCAGUCUGGUAGAGGUAGAAUUGGGAAAUUAGCAUCGAAUGAAGGGGCAAUUUGGGAAUCUGAUGGUUGGGUGGUGGUGAGGAAUGUGAGCACUGACGAAACAGCCGCAAUUUCGGAGCCAUCAUGUUGUUGUGGGGACGAAGAAGAAGAAGGGACGAGUUCGGAAUAUUUGAAUUUUACGAGGACCGAACAGCAAAUAGAAAAUUUUGAUUUCGGUGGUGACGGUGAUGCGGUGGAGUGUGACGGUGGUGGGUGGUUGCGACCGUGGGAUUGGGCGGUGGUGAAGACUGGAAGCAAGGUCAUUACAGCUGGUGUAAUUUUUUUAUUAUUAACUUCAUUGUAUUUGACAGCAAUAAUAUGUAUCCUAUUACGUUUUAUAAUAAUAUUACAUUCCAUAUUAUUCACAUUUUAUUUGAGACAUCAGUCUGUCCAUCUGACACCCUUCCCCAAGCUUCCAAUAUUAUUAUUAUUUAUUUCUUAAGAAUCUUAUCCCAAGUUGAAAAUCAAUAGGGUAUCAACUGCGUGGUCUUUUAUUUUUCUAUUAUUUUUUAAAAAAAUUUA
Camellia sinensis is the source of this 687-nucleotide messenger RNA. Its product is annotated as mitogen-activated protein kinase kinase kinase 18. The record is from RefSeq and is a predicted model, not a curated record. Lineage: Eukaryota; Viridiplantae; Streptophyta; Magnoliopsida; Ericales; Theaceae. Gene Ontology annotation, molecular function: ATP binding; protein kinase activity. Gene Ontology annotation, biological process: signal transduction; protein phosphorylation.